CUUCAUAUCACUGGCGACGACUGCUAAUAGCCUCGAGGUAUUCUUUCCCCUUCAGCGUGGCUACCGUUUGAUUCGCGCAGUUGCACUUUCAUUUCGCUCGUCAGCAUCUGCUUGCGCGCUAAACGACCUGAAUCUCUCACACUGUGACCUGGCCACUCUUGACCGAUCAUGAUGGAUUUCUGCUUUUUCAUCCCCAUCAUCUUCGGCUGUCCGGCCAAGAUUAAGCAGACGGACACGCAACCACAUAUCUGCCCGAAAUGUCACAACGCACAAGUUGUCAGAGCCAAGUCCCGCACCUGGCUUGAGGUCUGCUGGAUCCCACUCAUUCCCAUGAAGUCAAGGGAAAUCUUCAUCUGCGGUAUCUGCCAGUGGCAAACAGACGCGCAUGGGCAAUAUCAACCAGCCCCGGCAGGUGCAGGAGGCUUUGGCGGGCCACAAGGCCCCUAUGGUGGCCCACCGCAACAUGGCUACUACCCUCCUCCAAAAUACUGAACAGCUGUUCAGCAUGACAUGCCUAGCGUCAAGAGCAAAUUUGGAUUCUUUGCCUUUCCCACAGCUUUCGUUCCAUUAAACCGUGUUUACCCCGUUUGUAUUUCGUACCCGCAAGAUAUCUGUUUCGAACGGUCAGACGCCAAUCUUCCCAUCUUAUGGAUGAAUUUCAUCGAGCUUUGUACCGAUGUACAAAAAGUACCCGAACGUCGCCUCCUCGCCCACUUCGCGAGUCUCGAAGGACCACCGCUCUGGCCGCUGUAGGUACUUGAGCCGGAACUGCGGCUGUCCGAAUGUCAAGUAGAUGAAGUGGCCCCCUGGUUUGAGUAGG
Molecule: messenger RNA, 820 nt
Organism: Tilletiaria anomala UBC 951
Lineage: Eukaryota; Fungi; Basidiomycota; Exobasidiomycetes; Georgefischeriales; Tilletiariaceae
Exons: 5
Coding region: 172-492 (106 amino acids)
Source: RefSeq, a predicted model, not a curated record